Messenger RNA from Phaeodactylum tricornutum CCAP 1055/1, 345 nucleotides. RefSeq lists its product with no specific name. NCBI's taxonomy places the organism in Eukaryota, Bacillariophyta, Bacillariophyceae, Surirellales, Neidiaceae. The record is from RefSeq and is a predicted model, not a curated record. The transcript has a single exon. Gene Ontology annotation, cellular component: nucleoid. The annotation marks the transcript as partial. Gene Ontology annotation, molecular function: single-stranded DNA binding. Gene Ontology annotation, biological process: positive regulation of helicase activity; DNA replication.
AACACUAUUCAUGUUACUGGAAGAGUCGGAAGUAAUCCAGAACCGCGUUACUUCGAUGACGGAAAAGUCGUCGUGAAUAUCAGCUUAGCUUGCAAGAGAAAAUAUCACACAGCGGAACGAAAGCAUUUAAAUCUCCGGUCUGGAGAAGAGGAAACUGACUGGUAUGGGCUUGAAAUCUGGGGCCAGACAGCUGAAUUUGUGAGCAAGUUCGUUGACAAGGGUGCUCGCGUCGGGGUCGUUGGGUCCUUGCAGAUUGAUGAAUGGAACGAUAAGUCAACUGGUGAACUUCGAAGUCGACCGAAGGUAGUUGUUCGAGACUUCGAUAUUUUGGAAACCAAGGCUGAA